AUGUUUUUGAAAUUUUUUUCAAACAAAAGUAGUAGUAGUAGUAGUAGUAGUAGUAGUAGUAGUAGUAGUAGUAGUAGUAGUAGUAGUAGUAGUAGUAGUAGUAGUAGUAGUAGUAGUAGUAGUAGUAGUAGUAGUAGUAGUAGUAGUAGUAGUAGUAGUAGUAGUAGUAGUAGUAGUAGUAGUAGUAGUAAGUAG
Molecule: messenger RNA, 195 nt
Organism: Loa loa (African eye worm)
Lineage: Eukaryota; Metazoa; Nematoda; Chromadorea; Rhabditida; Onchocercidae
Exons: 1
Coding region: 1-195 (64 amino acids)
Source: RefSeq, a predicted model, not a curated record